Messenger RNA from Beta vulgaris subsp. vulgaris (sugar beet), 1818 nucleotides. RefSeq lists its product as hypothetical. The record is from RefSeq and is a predicted model, not a curated record. Gene Ontology annotation, molecular function: ATP binding; ATP hydrolysis activity. The coding region runs from base 115 to 1662 and encodes 515 amino acids. The transcript has 2 exons. Lineage: Eukaryota; Viridiplantae; Streptophyta; Magnoliopsida; Caryophyllales; Amaranthaceae.
AGAAGCUUGGCCUCCAAGCACAUCUAAGCCUUUAUAUAUAUCGCUACUAAAAUCUUGUAUAAACAAAUCAAAUCUUUCCUAUCUAAUUUCACUUCCCUAAAAAAAACAUAUCCCAUGGAAAAUCAAUUCAACAUACCUUCAAUAUUUGCAAUAUAUUGCUCUUUAACAGCGUGCAAACAAUUCUACUACCAACUUGCACCUGAACCAAUUCGUGCAUACAUCGAUGAGAAAAUCAAAAAGUGGUUCAGUAAACAAAUUACCUUAGACCCCAAAACCUUCACCCUUGUAAUCAGACAAUACAUCGGCAACAACACCUACGACGAUUGCAUCAACGAAGUGUUUAAUGCUUGUGAAGCAUACCUUUCGAACACCCUCCGGUCCUUGUCGACUCGACUCGAGGGAUGCCGUAGGUGUAGUGCUGAACCCGUCUCGUACUACUUAGCACAAGGGGAAGAGUACAUUGAGUAUGUCCGAUUAAAUGACGAGAAUGAUAAUGUCAAGCUUAAGUGGAAAUUUACUUGUAGGAACGAUAAAGGCGAAGAGGAUGAUUCGGGAUCCAAGAAAUCAUUCGAGUUGAGUUUCGACCCUCGAUACAAGGACAUGGUGCUCGAUAGCUUCCUUCCUUUGGUUGUGAUCAAGAGUUACGAUUAUUUGAUAGAUAUGAAGAAAGAAAUCUUCUUACACACAUUCACUGCAAUGCCAUCGAGGUACCAUUGGGAUCGAGUGUCGUUUAACCAUCCUUUUACCUUCGAUGCUUUGGCGUUGGAUCCGGAGUUAAAGAAGUCGAUUUUAGAUGAUCUUGACAUGUUUUUAAGACGAAAAGAGUUUUAUAAAAAGAUUGGGAGAGCAUGGAAAAGAGGGUACUUGCUUUAUGGACCUCCAGGAACAGGGAAAUCUAGCUUGAUUGCGGCUAUUGCUAACUAUCUUAAGUUUAAUAUAUAUGACUUGCAGCUUGCUAGUAUUGAUAAUGAUUCCACCUUGAGGAAAUUGAUGAUCUCCAUUAGUAAUAAGUCCAUUCUUGUCAUUGAGGAUAUCGAUUGCGCCUCCGGUUUGUCUGGGAAGAAUGCUGCUUCUACUAGAGAAUAUGAUUAUUAUUUAGGAGAUUCUGAUCAUGACGAUGACAAUUAUGAGUAUAAUCAUGAUGCUAACCAUGAAGUAGCAGCUCCGAAUAAGAAGUCAGAGCAAACGUUAUCUCUUUCGGGACUAUUAAACUUUGUUGAUGGAUUGUGGUCUAGUUGCGGAGAUGAGCGGAUCAUCAUAUUGACCACAAACUAUAAAGAACGUCUAGACCCAGCUUUGCUGCGUCCAGGGCGUAUGGAUAUGCACAUUCACAUGUCUUACUUAAGAAUGCCGGGAUUCAGGAUACUAGCCUCCAACUACCUUGGCAUUACAGAGGAGCAUUCGCUUUUCGAGAAGAUCGAGGAAUUACUCGAAACAACAGACGUGAGUCCAGCUGAGGCUGCGGAGGAGCUCAUAAGGAGUGAUGAUCCUGACAUUGCCCUUGCUGGAGUUGUUAAAAUGUUGCAGCAGAAGAAAUUAGAUCAGCAAGUUUCUGAAAAGAAGAGAAAGAAGCAAAUGAAAUGCAAGAAGGGAAGAAAGAAGGCAAUGAUGAGAAAACAUAAAGAUGUUGGUGAAGUAACGACUCUAGAAGGGGAAUGCUGAGGAUUCUCUAGUUGUUAAUGACCACCUUUUGAAUGUAAUUCCUUAGAAAUAUGCAGAGAUAAAAGUUUGUUUUUCAGCUGAAAUAGUACGAGUUUCUUUUAACUUUCAAAUAUAAUUUUCAAAUAUAUACUCAAAAUCCAAUUCCCAAUUUUUUUU